AUGCGUUUCUAUCUCGUUUGCCUUCUAUCAUUUGCUCGCUCAACAGUCCUUGCACAUCAUCCCGAAGAAUGCCCAUCCAAUUCGACACGCCACAUUCAGUACCCGACAUGCCUUGGGCUGCCGGGGGUCUAUCUCGUCAAAGCAAGCGAAGGAAAGGGUCUGGGUGUUUUUGCUGCUCAUGAUAUGGACAUAGGCGACAUCGUCAUGCGCGAGACGCCCGUCCUCAAGAUUCGUUUGCCAAAGCUGGCGAAGGGGAGCCCAUAUCCAAUGGCAGCUGUCGCUAUGCUACUCCAAGAGCAAUUUGACACCCUAUCGCUAGAGUCACAAGAGGAGGUCCUCUCUUUAACACAUCAGGCAAAAGCUGUUGACAGCAAUUCUCAAGAUACUCUGGGCACCAUCUUCCGCAACAAUGCCUACAACACCGGCGAUCAGGUCGGCCUAUUCCCCAAAAUCGCUCGCAUCAACCACUCAUGCCGGCCAAACACUAGCUACUACUGGAGCGAAAAGCUAAACAAGCGCAUCGUCUACGCGACACGCAAGAUCAAGGCAGGGGAAGAAUUCUUCGUGUCUUACAUCUCCCUGUUGCUCAGUCGGGAAGAUCGCCAAAAGCAGCUUGAUCGAUAUGGCUUCCAGUGCCACUGUGAAGCAUGUGCACAUGAGCGAGCCGCUCAGAUAGCUAGCGACAAUCGCCGCAUCACCAUCAAAAACGCAUUCUCCAAGUUCGAACCGCAAAUGGUGCUGAUGGCGCCACAGUCCAAGGCCGGGAAGCGUCAGGCGCAAAAGGACGCUGAGGUGAGCGUUCAACUUGCCGGACUAGUAGAGGAGGAAGGACUUGCCGACUACUAUGCCAAAGCCUACAGAAUUGCCGCUAUAAGCCAUGCCAGAGUGGAAGAUUGGGCGACCGCUGCGAGAUGGGCGAACCGAGCCUACGAAAUACGUUACAUGGAGGAUCCGGACUCGAAGAGCACGUUAGAGUUGCAUCACCUCACCAGCAGUUUUAUAUCAAACUGGGAGACCGGGCUACGAAGUCGUGCUUCAACAUGA
Alternaria ethzedia is the source of this 1044-nucleotide messenger RNA. RefSeq lists its product as uncharacterized. Lineage: Eukaryota; Fungi; Ascomycota; Dothideomycetes; Pleosporales; Pleosporaceae. The transcript has a single exon. Gene Ontology annotation, molecular function: protein binding. The record is from RefSeq and is a predicted model, not a curated record. The coding region runs from base 1 to 1044 and encodes 347 amino acids.